GCCGCGCGGCCCUCGCCCUCCUCGAUGGAAAUUCAUGAAGUGGAUCAUGGUCUUAUUAACCAGCUACUUGCUGAUUCAGAGGAGACUCUUAAUUCAUGCACAGAGAAAAUGCAGAGUCCUGCUCAGUAUAGCUGGAGUGCUGACUGGAGCUUUUGGCUCUCAAGUUCCACUUACAAAUAUAGGAGUGAGGAAUUUAAGAGACAGUUUUCUCAUCUGCCAGACUCAGAGAGACUCAUAGUAGAUUAUGCCUGUGCACUCCAGAAGGAUAUCCUGCUGCAAGGACGCUUGUAUCUCUCUGAAAACUGGCUCUGUUUCCACAGCAACAUUUUCCGAUGGGAGACCACAAUUUCUAUUGCUUUGAAGGAUAUCACUUUCAUGACAAAGGAGAAGACUGCUCGUCUCAUUCCAAAUGCCAUACAAAUAGCAACAAAAGGAGAGAAGUUUUUCUUCACGUCAUUCAGUGCACGAGACAGAAGCUACCUCAGUAUCUUCCGUUUGUGGCAGAAUGUGUUGCUGGAUAAGAAGCUGACCAAGCAAGAAUUCUGGCAGCUGGUGCACCAGAGCUAUGGCUCUGAGCUGGGCCUGAACAGCGAGGAGAUGGAGAGCUUCCACUCGUCGUCUGAGGACAACGGGCAGUCUCGAUCCAGCAUAUGUGAUGAUUCUGGAGAAAGGGAUGAAAAACUACCCAAAAUGAUUGGUUUAGUUCGUGAGCCCAUGCUUCAAACAGAAGGAGAGUCACUCAACAGACACAUGUUGCCAGGAGUGGAGGAGUCCCCAAGUGAGAAGCAAAUAAAGAGUCCUUUUCCAUCUUCAGAAAGGAAACCUGCUAAGCUAGUUAGGAGCAGGUCUUUAGAAAAGUCCUUGGACCUUAAUGAGAAUGAAAAUCUUCCAGAGAAGAGCAGUGCUUCAGAUAGUGAAGAAGCAGUGAAGGAGACUGUCUCUGACAAUGAUCUUUAUGGGAGACUUUUUAUAAACAGAGUUUUCCACAUCACUGCAGACAAGAUGUUUGAAAUCCUUUUCACCAAUUCUCAUUUCAUGCAGAGGUUUCUUAAUUCCAGGAGUAUAGUAGAUGCUGUAUCAACCCCUUGGAAUAGAGACUCCAAUGGCAAUCAGUUGAGGACUUUGACAUACACUGUAACAAUUAACAAUCCACUCUGUGGGAAGUUCACAACUGCAACUGAAAAGCAGAUCCUGCAUAAGCAGAGCCAGAAAGGUCAGUCUUACCAGGUGGAUGCUGAGGUCCUGACCCACGACGUCCCCUACCAUGAUUAUUUCUACACUGUGAACAGAUACUGCAUCAGCCGCACAUCCAGUCACAAGUGCCGGUUACGGGUUUCUGCAGAAGUGAAGUACAAAAAACAGCCUUGGGGCCUUGUCAAGUCUGUAAUCGAGAAGAAUACCUGGGGAGGAAUACAAGAAAACUUCAAACAACUUGAAUCAGAUCUCCUAAUGGAGGAAUAUGCAAUUAAUCAAUCCAUAGAAGACUCUGGGAAAUUACUUGCUCUGAGACGAAGGCGACGCACUUUACACCGAGGUUUGGCGGAAUCACUUCCCAAACGUUCUUCCCAACAUUCUUCUGGUGACAUGGGAGUAGAGUCUCAGGGCAGCUUAAUAGAAGUUGCACUAUUCUGUGUGAAGUGCUGGGCAUUGACAUAUAUAUAUCUGCAGUCAUCCUUUAGUUUGCUGCUCUUGGUCUUGCUGAAUAUAACACUGUUCCUCAAACUAUCAAAGAUAGAACAUGCAGCUCAGUCCCUUUAUCAUGUCCAGCUUCAGGAGGAAAGCUCUUUGAACAUAUCCCCAGAAAUUGUAUCAAAAGAGGAGAUACCUCAAUAUGAUAAGGAACAGGUUAAACAUGUGAAGGGAGUUUUAAGAGACUCAAUUGAAAUGCUUGAGCAGCUCAAGAUUUCCCUUUCCAUGCUCCAAAGAAGCUUUGACCACUUGAACAGGACACAGAGCAGCAAAACUGAGAGUUAAUAGCCACAUCAGCUUUUCAUUCAAGACAUUGGAAGAGCAGAUGUGUGUGUGAGGACUUGUGGGGUAGGGAUUGUAACUGUCUCCUCUGGAUUCUUUACUGUUUAGCUCAAAAGCUGCACAGAAUAAAGGUUUGUGGAAGAAUAA
Messenger RNA from Sturnus vulgaris (Common starling), 2118 nucleotides. The record is from RefSeq and is a predicted model, not a curated record. Lineage: Eukaryota; Metazoa; Chordata; Aves; Passeriformes; Sturnidae.